AUGAUUUCCCCCUUCUUUUUCCUUCUUUUGAAUUGCGUUUUCAUGUUUCUCUGCAUUCUUUCUAUUGGCUAUUCUUAUUUCUUUCUUUUUACUCUGUGUAUUAUAGUUCAUUAUAGAACAAACAUUUAUGAAAGCCUAUCUAUCUAUCUAUCUAUCUAUCUCAAUCUGUUCAUCUAUAUAUCUAUCUUUCUAUCUCAAUCUGUUCAGAUAUAUAUCUAUCUUUCAGUCUGUUUCUAUUAUAUGCCUGUCACUUCAUAUCUAUCUAUCUAUCUAUCUAUCUAUCUAUCUAUCUAUCUAUCUAUCUAUCUAUCUUCUGUUUAUAUUAUGUCUCUGUCACUUCAUAACUAUCUAUGUAUCUCAAUCUGUUCACGCACUCAUCAUAUAUAUAUAUAUUCCGUCUGUUCAUAUUAUGUCUGUUAUAUCAUAUCUAUCUAUCUAUCUAUCUAUCUAUCUAUCUAUCUAUCUAUCUCUAUCUAUCCCAAAUUCAUCUUGCCCUCUUUUUAUAUUAUGUGUCUGUCAUGCUUCCUAUCUAUCUAUCUAUCUCUGCCCCAUGCUAUCUAUCUAUCUAUCUAUCUAUCUCGAUUCAUGCAUCUGAAGAAAAACACAACACUGUUAUUUUCUAUCUUUAUCUAUUUCUUUUCAUUCAUCUAUCUAUUAAAUACAUCUAUAAUGCUAUCUAUCAUCUAUCUCAAUUCCUUUAAAUCUAUCUAUCUAUUCAUCUAUCUAUCUAUCUAUCUAUCUAUCUAUCUAUCUAUCUAUCUAUCUCAAUUCCUUAAAUCUAUCUAA
Acanthosepion pharaonis is the source of this 786-nucleotide messenger RNA. Lineage: Eukaryota; Metazoa; Mollusca; Cephalopoda; Sepiida; Sepiidae. The record is from the annotation of a GenBank genome assembly.